CGCUAGCGUGACGUCAGCAGCGCCAUGUUGGUAGAGUUGCGUCAGGAUCAAGUCAGCUAGAAAAGCGACCUUUAUAAUCAUGGAAAUUACUCUCUGACAACGGUGAAAUUAAUAUUUAAAGGUGUGGCUGUGACCUUCGGUUGCAAGAAGGCAUCCGGAGACCAUGUUGGCUCGUCUGUUCAGGCUCCAUGGCCUGCUGGUGGCCUCCCACCCGUGGGAGGUUAUAGUGGGGACCCUCGCUCUCACCGUCUGCCUCGUGUCUAUGAACAACCUGGCCACCAGCAGCCAGAUGUGCAGCUGGAAUGAGUGUCCCAAAGUUGAGGAGAAAGUCCACAGCAGUGAUGUCAUCAUCCUAACGAUCACACGCUGUAUGGCCGUGGUUUAUAUCUAUUUCCAGUUCAAGAAUUUGCGACAACUGGGCUCUAAAUAUAUACUGGGUAUUGCGGGGGUAUUCACAGUGUUUUCCAGCUUUGUUUUCAGCACAGUGGUGAUCCACUUCUUCGGGAAAGAGCUGACAGGUCUUAAUGAAGCUUUGCCGUUCUUCCUCCUGCUCAUAGACCUGUCCAAAGCCUGCACAUUGGCUAAAUUUGCCCUCAGCUCAAACUCUCAGGAGGAGGUGAGGGAGAACAUCUCUCAGGGCAUGGCCAUCUUGGGACCCACCUUCACCCUGGAUGCUCUGGUUGAGUGUCUGGUCAUUGGGAUUGGAACCAUGUCAGGUGUCCCUCAGUUAGAGAUCAUGUGUUGUUUCGGCUGUAUGUCUGUCCUCGCCAAUUAUGUCGUCUUCAUGACCUUCUUCCCUGCCUGUGUCUCCCUGGUCCUGGAGCUGUCCAGGGAGAGUCGUGAGGGCCGUCCCAUCUGGCAGCUCAGCCACUUCGCCCGUGUGCUGGCUGAAGAAGAGGACAACAAGCCCAAUCCUGUCACCCAAAGGGUUAAAAUCAUCAUGUCUCUGGGCCUGGCCUUGGUACAUGCACACACUCGACUAGCAGCGGAGCAUCCGGGUCAGAACCGCUCAGCGGAGGGCUCCGUAGCGAAGAGUGGACCGGGUUCUGCUGGGACCACCUGGCCUCUGAAGCUCAGCAGUAUGGACCUGGAGCAGGUUAUAACGCUCGGCCUCGCCCUGCUCCUCGCUGUCAAGUACGUCUUCUUUGAGCAAAGUGAGACGGAGUCUUCUCUGUCCCUCAUGAGUCCCAGUAUCAGCUCUCCUCUGACCCAGAAGUCCAGGCUGACGGGGGACUCCUGCAGGAAGGACCUCAGAGCUCUGAAACCGUCCAUGAACGGGUUCAUACCUAACCACGCCGCCUCGCCAGCUGUGUCCGUCUCUAAACUUUCCCCUGAGGCCGACAUGGUGUCAGGAAAGAAGGAGACUCCAGCUGCACCAGUGGAGAAUGGAGCCUGUGCUCCAUGUUUUGAGGAUUCUCCUGCUCCGACUACUUGUGUUCCUCCAAGUAGCUGCAGUUCAGACGCCCGAACACUGGAGGAAUGUAUGAGCAUCCUCUCAGAUCCUCAGAGGGGGCCCAGCUGUCUGAGUGAUAAAGAGGUGAUGAACCUGGUGACUUCCCGUAACAUCCUGAACUAUAAACUGGAAGCUGUGUUGGAGACUCCAGAGAGGGGCGUGGCCAUCAGGAGGGAGAUGCUUUCUCCUAAACUGCCUGUUAGCUCUGCGCUGGCUUCUCUGCCUUAUAAGGACUACGACUAUUCUAAGGUGAUGGGAACCUGCUGUGAGAACGUCAUUGGCUACAUGCCCGUGCCGGUAGGAGUGGCUGGUCCUCUUCUGUUGGAUGAGAAGCAGCUGUACGUUCCCAUGGCGACCACAGAGGGCUGCCUGGUCGCCAGCACCAACAGAGGCUGCAGGGCGCUUUCUCUGAGUGGGGGCUGCCGCAGCAGGAUCCUGGCUGACAGUAUGACCAGGGGUCCUGUGGUCAGGCUGCCCUCGGCGUGCCGGGCUGCAGAGGUCAAAGUCUGGCUGGAGACCUCGGACGGGUUCAGCCUGAUCAAAGACGCUUUCGACCAGACCAGCAGGUUUGCUCGUCUGGAGAAGCUGCUGGUCGGUUUGGCGGGAAGGAACUUGUACAUUCGCUUUGAGUCUCAGACGGGGGACGCCAUGGGCAUGAACAUGGUCUCCAAGGGCACUGAGAAGGCUCUGCAGCGGCUGCAGCAGCAGCAUCCAGACCUGGAGGUGCUGUCGGUCAGCGGGAACUACUGCACCGACAAGAAGUCUGCAGCUAUAAACUGGAUCCUGGGCCGCGGGAAGUCUGCUGUGUGUGAGGCCACAAUCCCUGCCAAGGUGGUCCGGGAGGUGUUGAAGAGCAGCACAGCGUCUCUGGUGGAGCUGAACAUCAACAAGAACCUGGUGGGCUCGGCUCUGGCCGGCAGCAUCGGGGGCUUUAAUGCUCAUGCUGCUAACAUCGUAGCAGCCAUCUACAUCGCCUGUGGACAGGACCCGGCUCAGACGGUGGGGAGCUCCAACUGCAUCACCCAGAUGGAGGCUGCUGGUCCUCAGGGGGAGGACCUGUACAUCAGCUGCACCAUGCCCUCCAUCGAGCUGGGCACCGUGGGAGGAGGCACCAACCUGCCUCCACAGCAGGCCUGUCUGCAGAUGCUUGGUGUCCAGGGAACCAGCUCCAGCCAGCCGGGUGAGAAUGCCCGGCAGCUGGCCCGGGUGGUCUGUGGCACCGUGCUGGCAGCAGAACUCUCCCUGAUGGCCGCUCUCGCUGCCGGACACCUCGUCAAGAGCCACAUGACCCACAACAGAUCUGCAACAAACCUGACAGAAACACCUUCGUCUAAAUCGAUGACAUAAAAUAUCGACAGUCCAUCUUAGAGUCGGCCGGACUGAAGAAUCGCUCCAGUUAACAAAACUAAGAGGACUGAAGUGUCUCCUAAUGACUGACGUGGAUCUGAAGGGAACUUUAAAGACUAAAAACAAAAGCCAACACAUGCUGAAGACGUUUUUCCUUCCUGUGUGUCGCCCCACUGACUGCAUCAAGACUUUUUGGGUUGAGACCGCUACUUAUUUGUCUGCAAGUGAGCAUUGCAGGAGUGCUUUUUUUUUUUGUUGGCGCUGAUCUUUCAGAAAACUGUGAAUAUUGAUGUUGGACUGGUGAUCUCCACCGUGCUGCAGAGUCUCUAACAUGAAUCCUGUGCCUCUUAAGAGUUGUACGGCCAAAAGCAAAUCGCUUCUCUUAUCAUAAUGAAGUAAGAACUGCUCUAACUGAUCAUUGCACUCGCCAAAAGCUGUUACUGCUGCAGGGAACAGCUGCUCAAGUUUAAAAUGCCAACUUUCUGCCUGAAUGUAUGUGGAACUGAGUCAGUGUUGGAGGAAGCACUUGCACAAGCCUUCCUGUUUUAAGGUGCUGCAGUUACUGUAGAAUGACUUGGUUGGACAAAUUGUUACAGACAGGUUGAUAUUUUUGUGUUAAGUUUGAAUAUUAUGUUUAUACUGGAAAAUCAAAGCCAUAUUCGCUAAUUUAAUAUACUUCAAUGGUACACUAAUAUACAGUACAGGCCAAAAGUUUGGACACACCUUCUCA
Molecule: messenger RNA, 3530 nt
Organism: Centropristis striata (black sea bass)
Lineage: Eukaryota; Metazoa; Chordata; Actinopteri; Perciformes; Serranidae
Product: 3-hydroxy-3-methylglutaryl-coenzyme A reductase-like
Exons: 20
Coding region: 164-2800 (878 amino acids)
Biological process (GO): coenzyme A metabolic process; sterol biosynthetic process; isoprenoid biosynthetic process
Cellular component (GO): peroxisomal membrane; endoplasmic reticulum membrane
Molecular function (GO): hydroxymethylglutaryl-CoA reductase (NADPH) activity; protein binding; NADP binding
Source: RefSeq, a predicted model, not a curated record